GGCACUCUGGAAACUGUAGUCCCCCGCGCGCCGCGCGCCCGCGAGCCAAGAGCUAGGUUUGGGGGAGUUCAGAGGACCCCCUCGACGGGACGGUUCCAGGUCUGGGAGGCCAGCCGCGCUUCGUGGCCCCCCAAAUUUCUAUGGGAUCGAGAGGAGAAGCGAACUGGCUUUUCGCAAGCGCCCACUGAUUUGUUGUCUGAAGACCGAGAAGGUGAAGCGGCAUUAAGCACGGAAUCCGCCCCGCAACUAUCCCGCCAGGCUGCUCUGCGAGCGCCCGCUUUUCAGUGGGGACGCCCGGCAGGCGAGGGCACCAGCCCGGGGCUACACAUCCUGCCCGCGGAUCCGGUGCGGGUUCCGCAGCGCGGUGCUGCCUCCUACUGCGCGAAAUGCUGCGCCCUUCGGCCGCGAGCCUUUGGCUUAAAGAGCACCAGGAUGAAACUGAAGCAAGGGUCGUUUCUGUGGUACCUCUAUCUGGACAAACUAUACUGCUUACUCUCCCUGAGAAAUGUGAAGGCCUUGCUGGAAUACUUUCACCUUCUCGAUGUGCACAGAAACAAUACCUUGAACGACGUGCUGUUUUAUCACUUCCUUCAUCAUGUGACCAACUUGAACCGGAGACAGAUCAUGACUGUGUUUAACAUGCUGGACUGGAAUGCUGUGGGCGAGAUCGGCUUUGACCAGUUCUACAUGCUGGUCUGCAUACUGCUGGCACACCAGAACCACUUGGAAGAACAAUUUAUCUUCCGCCAUUCCCGACCUGUUUUUGAGCUGCUUGACCUGAAUGGGGAGCUGAAAAUUGGUGUCGAAAACUUCCACAUGUACAAGUUUCUCUUCAAUAUUAAGAAAAAGGACCUCCGAGAGCUCUACCACAACUUUGACAUCACAGGUGACUGUGUAAGUGCAGAACCCCAAAGUGUGGUCUGGCAGCCUCUCCAUCCAAAGGCAGAGGACAGUGUCUUACCACCGACAGAAGAGAUAAGUGAAAAGAAAGGUGGGAAACCCUGGUCGAGUGUGGCAUGCGCUGGGAUCAGAAAAAACGAGAGAUUUACAGGCCUGUGGAAGGGACAGGACUGAAUAACUAAGAGCUGCAUCCCACGAUGUGGAUACAAAAGUACAGAAGCUUAGAGAAAGAAAUCUGCUUACAAGUUUAGAGAAGGAAAUAUAUUAAUAUGGCAGGAGUUGGUGAUGGGGAAGAGCAUAUAGAGUAAGUAGAAAGGAAAAAUUCUAUGAGGGGAACACGAGCAAAAUUCUAAGAGACAACUCAGGUGAAGACAGUGAAUGCUGCCUAUGUAAAGAGGAAGUCCAUGUUGGGGGAGCAAGGCAGAGCUAAGGUUGAAAAAGAUGGAUCACACUGUGAAGAACCUCGGGUGCCAGCCCGAAGCGUCUAGACUUGAUGUUGUAGAAGAAAAUGACUCUUGGUUCCUUUAGAGUCUAUAAUAGACUCUCUGUUCUGGCUUCUAGACUACAAUCAGAGGAUAAUUUUGCCCUAAUUACUGAGACUCUUUAAGUUUCCAAGUUUUUAAAUGAGAAAUGAUUACAAUCCUGCUGUCAUCUGACACAAAGUAUCAAAUCCUUCCUACAAUAAUUUUUCUUUUUUUCCCCCCAACAAAAGCGUCUAACUUACAAGGAAUUUAAGCUGUUCACUAUCUUCACAAUGGACAAA
Messenger RNA from Rhinolophus ferrumequinum (greater horseshoe bat), 1663 nucleotides. RefSeq names its product EF-hand calcium binding domain 9 (gene EFCAB9). Gene Ontology annotation, biological process: sperm capacitation; flagellated sperm motility. The coding region runs from base 433 to 1074 and encodes 213 amino acids. The transcript has 4 exons. Lineage: Eukaryota; Metazoa; Chordata; Mammalia; Chiroptera; Rhinolophidae. The record is from RefSeq and is a predicted model, not a curated record. Gene Ontology annotation, molecular function: calcium ion sensor activity. Gene Ontology annotation, cellular component: sperm principal piece; cytoplasm.